AGAAGUAAGAAAAUGCUGGGAUCAGAACGAGGUGUCGUGGAAGAAUGGCUGUCAGAAUUCAAGGCAUUACCUGAAACACAAAUUUCCAGCUAUGCAGCUACAUUGCACCGAAAAAAACCACUGGUACCAGCUCUUUAUAAGGUCAUUCAAGACCCAAAUAAUGAGCUCCUGGAGCCUGUUUGCCACCAGCUCUUUGAACUUUAUCGUAGUUCUGAAGUUCGGCUCAAGAGAUUCACACUGCAAUUUUUGCCAGAGCUGAUCUGGGUGUAUCUGCAUCUUACUGCCAGCAGGGAUAGGCAGAGUAAUGGUUGCAUUGAAGCACUGCUGCUUGGCAUUUACAACUUGGAAAUUGCUGACAAAGAUGGAAACAACAAAGUUUUAUCUUUCACCAUACCUUCAUUAUCUAAACCCUCAAUAUAUCAUGAGCCCUCUACUAUUGGAUCCAUGGCGUUAACCGAAGGAGCUCUGUGUCAGCAUGAUCUAAUCAGGGUAGUUUACAGUGAUCUUCAUCCCCAAAGAGAAACCUUCACAGCACAGAACCGGUUUGAGGUGCUGAGCUUUCUUAUGCUGUGCUACAAUUCUGCUAUUGUCUACAUGCCUGCCUCUUCUUACCAAUCACUUUGUAGGAUGGGUUCCAGGCUGUGUGUUAGUGGAUUUCCGCGGCAGCAUGAGAAACACUGGAAAGAACACUGUGGUAGAGUGGUGUUAGACCCUGAUUUCAUGGUGCAGCUGCUCACAGGUGUCUAUUACGCCAUAUAUAAUGGUCAGUGGGAUCUUGGCCAGGAGGUAUUGGAGGACAUAAUUUACAGAGCACAGCUUGAACUCUACUCACAGCCUCUGCUGGUUGCAAAUGCCAUGAAGAACUCACUGCCCUUUGAUGCUCCUGAUGCAUCUCAAGAAGGCCAGAAAGUACUGAAAGUAGAAGUUACUCCGACAGUGCCAAGGAUUUCUCGAACUGCUAUUACAACAGCUUCUAUUCGUCGUCAUCGCUGGAGGAGAGAAGAUGCUGAAGGUGUAAAUGGAAGAGAGGAAUCGGUGAACCUUAAUGAUGCUGAUGAAGGAUUUUCAUCAGGAGCUUCCCUCAGCAGCCAGCCAGUUGGGACCAAACCUCUAUCAUCUAUAUCCCAGAAGGGCAGCUUAAGGAAAACAGCAAGUGGGCGUUCUGCUAAGGAUAAAGAAACCUCUUCUGCAGCAAAAUCCAGUGAGAGCCCUCGAGAUUCAGUAGCUCGGAAGCAGUACACGCACCAAUCCACUGACCUUGGUGCAGAUAUAAUUGAGAUGACACCUACUAAGAAACACCUCACCCUGGCUGCUGGGCAGGUGGUGCCAAAAACCAACAGUCUGAGCCUGAUCAGGACAGCCAGUGCUUCCUCCAGUAAAUCAUUUGACUAUGUGAAUGGCAGUCAAGCAGGCUCCAGUGCUGGAGCUGGUACAGAGGGUGUUACCAAUCUAACAGCUGGCAACACCAAUCGGUUUUCAACUAUCAGCCUACAGGAGGACCGACUAGGCCAAGCUGGGGAAAGUAAAGAUCUCCUUCCCCCAGGAGCUCCCCUAACCAAGCAGUCUCGAUCUCCAAGUUUCAAUAUGCAGCUGAUAUCCCAGGUGUAACUUUUACUCCCUUCCUUAGGACUUCCUCUUUCCCCUUAAUCGCCAGGCAAGUUCAUCCUUGGGCAAAACAUGAACCAUCAUCCUGCAGUGUGAGAAUACUGACUGUUGUGAUCUUGUUUGAUUUGGUUUAGCUAUCAUAUUGUAUUACUGAAACAGCAAUAAUUCUUCCCUCAUCUCAUCCUCCCCCCCAGCCCCCCUUGUAAACAUGGUUGUGAAAGCCGUAUAUAAUGUACUGUAUGCCUUUUUCCAUGCCUUCUCCUUCCUUUCUCCUUGGGUGAUGUGCAAUCCAUCGUAGGCUGAUCAGUCCCAUUUCAACACUGUGAGACUGGAGACACCGGUGGAAAUGGUGAAUGUGAUCCCUAUGAGAUGAUGUUUUGGCUUUGUUAAGAAAUAGAAACGGGUUUGGUUUCUUGGUGUACAGUACUGCAAAGACUACUGGAUCAUGACUUUUCUUUCUCAGAACCAGGAGCGCCUCAGAGAUUCUAGUGUGACUUUGGACCUCUCUGAGUCUGUGCAAUCAAUUCUGGGGAGGGGAUUGUCAUUGCUGCUCCUGGCUGCCUACAGCACUUUUUUCAUUAAAAUGAGGGUAGUUUUUUCUUGCC
This is a messenger RNA of Opisthocomus hoazin, 2210 nucleotides long. The record is from RefSeq and is a predicted model, not a curated record. NCBI's taxonomy places the organism in Eukaryota, Metazoa, Chordata, Aves, Opisthocomiformes, Opisthocomidae.